This is a messenger RNA of Notechis scutatus (mainland tiger snake), 2586 nucleotides long. RefSeq names its product mitochondrial inner membrane scaffold 1 (gene MIMS1). The record is from RefSeq and is a predicted model, not a curated record. Lineage: Eukaryota; Metazoa; Chordata; Lepidosauria; Squamata; Elapidae. Gene Ontology annotation, cellular component: mitochondrion.
GGCGGGAAGCGGAAAAGAUCCUAGAAGGGCUCCUUCCCGGAGCGGGGUGGGGGUGGGGAGGAGGGAAGAGGGAAAGGCGCGCCCGAGGGUCGGGACGUCCAAAGGCACGUGGGUCGCCUGAGUCAAGUGAGCGCAGCCGGGAGGGAGAGUGUGGGCCCGGCGCGCCUGGCGGGCUCUCCUCCUGCACCUGCGAGGGGAAGGGACACCUCUCUCAAAAAGGUUUUGCUGUUACUGGAAGCUGAAGGUCCUUUUGAUUGAAGGAAUAUUUAGAUCUAUUCGUUGUGAGGUUUUAUGAUAUACCUGAAGACAAUGACCCGAUCAUGACUCUCUUCCAGUGGUGUAAUAUAUCUGUAAUGUUUUGUCCUAGUGGCAAAUUUUUGGUUCAAAGACUGCUGUAAACUGGAGCUGUACACAAAACUAUCAGCACAAUGCUGCCACAAUCGACCAAAAUGCAGAAACCGUUCCAGCUGGCAUUUAGGACAUGUUUGCUAUCCUAUCGCUCCUGUAUCUUUCCAUACAUCAAAGGGAAAACAUCCUUACAUCCAAUAAGGCAGGAAAAGAUGUCCCUGGUGCUAAGCUGCCAAAGUCAACAUCUGCAUAUGUCCGCUCCUUUUGGGGUUUCCAAAGAAGGGGGCUUGAUGGGCAAGACAUCUUCCCAACCUGAAGACCCUCAAAAUAAAGAACCAAAGGGAGAAAAUCUUACCACGUCGGCUGGUAAUUUUGCCAAGGAAAUACCUAUACAGCCCAAUUCUGAAGAACUUGACCCUUUACAAGAUAAAUCCAUUAGCCUUGUGCAAAGAUUCAAGAAAACUUUUAAACAGUAUGGCAAAGUUCUGAUUCCUGUGCACCUUUUGACCUCCAGCAUAUGGUUUGGAACUUUUUACUAUGCAGCUUUAAAGGGAGUAAAUGUCGUUCCAUUUCUUGAAUUCCUAGGGUUGCCUGAAAGCAUUGUAAACAUCCUAAAGCAUUCUCAAAGUGGAAAUGCAUUAACUGCCUAUGCAUUGUAUAAGAUUGCAACUCCAGCCAGAUACACAGUGACAUUAGGAGGAACAUCCAUCACUGUGAAGUAUCUUCGCAAGCAUGGAUAUAUGUCCACACCACCUCCAGUGAAGGAAUAUAUUCAAGACCGAAUGGAAGAAACAAAAGAACGAAUCUCGGGAAAAAUGGAGGAAACAAGAGACAUGAUUAGUGGCAAAAUGGAAGAAACAAAAGAAAAAUUAACUGAGAAAAUGGAAGAAACAAAAGAGAGGAUAACUGAAAAGAUACAAGAAACCAAAGAGAAAGUUUCAUUUAUAAAGAAAAAAGAAUAGGAAAUUUAGAGUAAAAGGUGAUGUUUUUAAUCCAUUAGAAUAUCUGAAAUGUAUUUUCUUGCUACUGUUCAUGUCUAUUUUGUUAUAGGCUGACUAGACAUUUGAAAGCUAAAAAGAUAACGCUUAAGACUUGCACUGGCCUUAAUAGAAUUAUCCAACAUUUUCCAAUGUAUGAUGUAGUAAAUGCCACGGUUCUCUCCACAACUCAGUUCCUGAAAAAUAUUCUUUGGUCGUCCCACCAGUGACUUGAAUGAACAUUUGAUGAAGCUGAUAUUCUUGCCUGGCAUCACUCACCUUGUUGUAAAACAAAGUAUUUAAAAUGGCUCAGUCAUGUAAACAAUGUCUUGAAUAUUAGAAAUUGUGUCAAUAUUUGUAUAUUAAUUAAUCUUACUAUCUCUAGAAAGAUCAGGUAACUAGAAAGCUGUUAUGUUCCAUAUUCCUUUUAUAAAAAAAAUGACUGAAAAUGAUGCGUGAGGCUCAAUGAAAUGGUACUAAAUGUAAUUGCAUAUUUAUAUUGCAAAAUGGAUUUUGAUUCUUUAGGCUAAAGUAAGUAUUACAUUUCAUAUCACUGAUAAAGCUUUAAAAAUGAAGGAGAUAGAUCUAUCUUUUUUCAUGGAGUACACAUUUACAUCUUUUUAGCCUAGUUAAAAAAGGGGGGAAAUGCAACCAUUUUUGUAAAAAAAAAUCCUCCAAUGUUAUUAGAGGCUAAACAUAGUAAUAGUACAAUAAUAACAUCAUUGUAUUAUUGAAUACUAUAGAUUCAUCUCAGGUGGGGUUUUGGAUAUUUGUAGGGCGACGGCUGAGAUCAAGAGACUAUAAUAUCCAAUGUAUUAUUUUGGUGAUCCCAACUCUGAACAUUGGCAUUCCAGGUAUUUCUCCUGUAAUGAGAAGAGGUCAUGGGCAGGUAACAGAAUAAAACAGAGAUCUCCAAACUUGGCAACUUUAAGACUUGUGGACUUCAAGUUUCAGAAUUCUCCUGCUGGCUGGGGAACUCUUGGAGUUGGAAUCCACAAGUCUUAAAAUUGCAAAGUUUGGAGACCCCUGGAAUAAGGGAUGAAAGCAUCAGGGUGAGAAGAAUUUUAGAAAUGACUGUCAUAUCCAUGUUAAGAUCCAUGGUUUAUAUCACUAUCUCUGUUGUGAUUUGAAAGAAUGCUUUCAAAGUGCUUUAUAUUAAUGUAAGUCAAACACUUUGUUAAGUAAUAAUUCAAUUACCGUAUUUUUCAGAAUAUAAGACACUCCAAAGUAUAAGACACACCUAGCUUUGGGGGGGGGGGGG